CUGAAGGUUGUUGCCUCAGCCAUGACCAGGUACCGUACAUCACCACCCUCGUCAUAUGAUCACUCAAAACAUUAGCAGACGAAACCAGACUCAGUGAUGGCUGUUGCUGCUGCUCAAGGCAAACUUAUUGCCGUUAUUGGUGAUGAGGACACGUGUGUUGGAUUUUUGUUGGGUGGAAUCGGAGAAGUGAAUAAGAAGCGAGAGCCUAAUUUCUUGGUUGUAGACAAAAAUACUAGUGUGCAAGAGAUUGAAGAAUGCUACAAGAAAUUUAUGAAGAGAGAGGAUAUUGACAUCAUUUUAAUAAAUCAAAAUAUUGCAGAGCAAAUUCGACAUGUCAUUGAUACUGACAACGAUAAUCCCCUUCCUGCUGUCCUAGAAAUUCCCUCUAAGGAUCACCCGUAUGACCCGACCAAAGAUUCUGUUCUUCGAAGAGCCAAGGGUCUGUAUAGUGCUGAAGAUAUGCGCUAAGCAUAAUCAUCACUGAUGAAAGCAGGAAGACACGCAGGUGCUGGUUUCCUUUAACAUUCCUUUUUAUUAGCAUGAAUGUCAGGUCAUUGUGAUUAAUUGUUGGACCUUGUAAAAUAGAUGCUUUUAAGUAUUUUUUAACGUUACACUGUGAAACUAAUUUUAUAUGGAAAAAUAUAUUUUCCUUGAGAAUUCAUUGAAGGUGAUUUAUGCGUCAAUGUUUCACUGAAUUUUUUUUUUAAACCCAGUGCAAUAUUUAAAGCACUAGUGACUUAGAAAUACUGGUAAGUUGACCAAGUUGUAAUUCAUGUUUGUUAUGUAGUAAUAUAAAUGAUAAGUGUAUU
Molecule: messenger RNA, 809 nt
Organism: Cherax quadricarinatus
Lineage: Eukaryota; Metazoa; Arthropoda; Malacostraca; Decapoda; Parastacidae
Gene: Vha14-1
Product: V-type proton ATPase subunit Vha14-1
Biological process (GO): proton transmembrane transport
Cellular component (GO): proton-transporting V-type ATPase, V1 domain; membrane
Molecular function (GO): proton-transporting ATPase activity, rotational mechanism
Source: RefSeq, a predicted model, not a curated record